AUAGAUUUUCAUUCUGCGUUGUUGUUGUUGUUUGGUCGGCUGCGUAAAACGCUAAUAUUUUAUACCAUUUUCGUUGUUGUAUAUUGUUCAUAUAGAAGCGAUUAUAUCAACGGUUGUUUUGAAGACAUACUGGCCUCCUCCUCGGAUUCAGAUAACGGUGGGUUGUCUCCGCCACCGCCGAAAAAACAACGUCUGGUCGCCGCCAUGCACUCUGCCAAUGGCUCCCCGUCCGCUCAGCACAAUGGAGACACCAAUGACUUUACAAACGGAGCCACGGCAAGUAAUGGCGAAAUCGCCGCCACUGAUGCCGCAGAUCAAGAUACUACUAUUAGUCCAAACGUCAAAAUAGUCAGUCAAAAUGACAAGGAAAUCGUCAGACUUAUAGGGCAGCAUCUAAGGAUGCUAGGUCUCAACCGGACAGUUGAUCAACUCAUGGCAGAGUCCGGUUGUCGCCUGGAACAUCCGUCAGCGGCGAAAUUCCGAUCUCACGUCAUGGACGGCGAGUGGGACAAGGCGGAGGAAGAUCUGGAGGAACUGAAGCCUCUUAUAGAAUCAGCAGAUGGAACUCUGAAAAUGAAAUUCCUGCUUUUAGAACAGAAAUAUCUUGAACAUCUUGAAGAGGGACAGGUGCUAGAGGCAUUACAGUGCUUAAGACAAGAACUAACCCCCUUGAAGUACAAUACUGAAAGAGUGCAUGGGCUGAGUGGAUUUCUCAUGUGUACUUCCCCAGAAGAUCUGAAGAGAGAGGCAAACUGGGCUGGUAAAGGAGCUGUUUCAAGAGCCAAAUUAAUGGAGCAGCUUCAGAUGGCCCUUACUGUUGAUUUCCCCGGAGACAGUGUUGUGCCUAAUAAAUAUAUACCGGUAUGUAAAAAUCAAGACAAAUCUUUCAACUCUUUCUCUGUAUCUAUAUACUCAAUUGCAGUCUUUCUUAUUGUGAUUAUUUACAGGAAACAUUUCCCAUGUGAAACAAGACAGAUUCUCAAUGAACAUUGUGAUGAAGUAUGGUUUUGUAAAUUUUCCCCAGAUGGUUCCAAAUUAGCAACAGGAUCCAAGGAUACCACAGUCAUUAUAUGGGAUGUUAAUUUUGACACAAAAGAACUUAGACAACUACAUACAUUUGAAGGACAUGCCUUUGGUGUUGCAUUUUUAGCAUGGAGUCCUGAUAAUAAAUAUAUCAUAGCCUGUGGCCCAGAAGAAAGUUCUGAACUAUGGAUAUGGAAUGUUGAUACUGGUGAUCUUCGAUGUAAAAUGAGUCAGUCUCCAGAUGAUAGUUUAACAUGUGCAGCAUGGAAUUCAGAUUGUAAAAGAUUUGUGGCUGGUGGUAUGAAGGGACAGUUCUAUCAAUGUGACAUUGAUGGAAAUGUUCUAGAUUCAUGGGAAGGUGUUAGGGUUCAAUGUCUAGCAACUAAGAGGGACGGUAAAACUAUUUUAGCUUCAGAUACACACCAUAGAAUAAGAGCAUAUAACUUUGAAGAAUCUUCAGACCACAAAGUACUUCAGGAAGAUCAUUCCAUUAUGUCAUUCAUAUUGAAUGAUUCAGAACGUCUAGCUGUACUCAACGUAGCUACUCAGGGUGUACAUCUAUGGGAUGUUCAAGAUAAACUCCUCAUAAGAAAAUUUCAAGGUGUUACACAAGGUUUUUAUACAAUAUUUUCCUGUUUUGGAGGCAUAAACCAGGAUUUCAUUGCCAGUGGCAGUGAAGAUAACCAAGUUUAUAUUUGGCAUCAUAAACGAGAGCUUCCCAUUGCUGUAUUACAAGGUCAUACCCGGACAGUCAAUUGUGUUACAUGGAACCCACAUGUACCUAGUAUGUUAGCUAGUGCAUCUGAUGAUGGCACUAUACGUAUAUGGGGACCAUCAACAGAAUAUCUUAUGUAUGAUUGCCAAGUGCAGGAUACACAUAGUUGCAGCAGUAGUAGUAGUAGUAGUAAUGGUAGUACUAAUGGUGCAAAUAGUGGCAGUACAUCGGUGUAGUUGGUGGUGAAAAAAACUAGCAGCAAGUCAGACCUGUUGUGCCAUAUCUAUUCCAUGGAUUGGCCAAAUAAACCCAGCAGUUAAGGAACUCUUAUGGCAGCAAAUAUUUUAUACUUGUGGAGAAGAAGUCUUUGUUUCAUGGAUUUUAUUUUAAUAUAUAUGGACCCUGUGAAAGAACUUCAUAAAUGGAAUACUUGAUGUUAGCAUGGAAUGUUAAUUCUGUGUCCCUCAUAACCAAUGUGGUUAUUUGCUGAAAUAUGCAAAAUUUUGGAUUUGUAUCGCAUUCUAUGGCUGCUCCUGUCCAGGAUGGACACAAGAAAGACUACUCACUGGAUUGACUGCACACUUCCUGUCAUUGCUGACUGAAUCCUUUAUUUAAAAAGUGCAUAUAUCGAUGGAGUAAAGCUUAUUUUAUGCAAUUUAUUGUUUUCGUUGCUCCUCCGAACACCUGGUAUUGCUGAAUGAUAUAACAUUUAUUCAGUGAGUACUUCUCAAACUGAUACGAUAUGGUACUAAAAACAUUACAGGUCUGUCUUUAGUGCUUUUAAAAAAAGUUAUAUAUCAAAUUGCAUAUUAAUUUAUAAAAGUUCAUGAUUUUAGAAUGGGAUUUUUAGUGGCUAUUUUUAUUUACUUUACCCCUUGUUUUCUGUCCUUUUGAUUAUAAGGUUUUUGUUUUUUUUCAUUUCCUUUCAUGACUACAAGGUUAGGACGCAAAGUUGUUUUGAACUAUUUUUUGUUUCCAUGAAUGUCUUCAUAGUAUUAUUGUAUUGUGUAUAGUUUAAUAUUGAGAAGAAACAUCAUAUUGUAUGGAACUUUAUGGCGAUGUUUCUUUUGUUAUGAUGUGUUAACCAAAUGCUGGCUACUUGGGAUCCCUUUGCUAAUUUGGGGGGAGGGGGUGCCUUCUUUUGUUAUAUGCUGAAUUGACCAGAUCCAUGCUGCAUAAAAAGCCUAUUGUCGUGUGUGUUUUUUAACAGCCCAUAGUCAUAGGAAUAGAUUAAAAUCCUUUAUUUUACCUUGUGUCUAAAUACCAACUGCUGGUUAACAACCCAAAAUGUCAUCCAAUAUAUCAAAUUGGUUCAGACUGCAAACAGUAGACGAGAUAAACGUUAGACAAUGGAACACUAUUGGGUAUUAAAAACAAGUCUUGUAACCCUCUCGCUCUCAAGAUCUUGGCGGAAAGUCUAUUCUCAUUAAAUCAAAUUUAUUUAGCAUAUUACAAGCAUUUUGAUAUAGAAGUGCUUGGGAACUGAUUAAAACACUAUGAGAUCUUUCCCCUACAGUCAUGGGCAAGAGUUUCUUUUGUUCCCCUCAUCCCUAACCCUAACCCUAACUUUACCCCUACCCUCCAGCACUCCCCAUUUAAUUGUACAUGCCCCUUCUAAGGACAUCUAGAGGCAGCAUAUACAAAUGAAUUUGGUAACUGGGAGUGAG
This is a messenger RNA of Saccoglossus kowalevskii, 3405 nucleotides long. Its product is annotated as WD repeat-containing protein 26-like. Gene Ontology annotation, cellular component: GID complex. Gene Ontology annotation, molecular function: protein binding. NCBI's taxonomy places the organism in Eukaryota, Metazoa, Hemichordata, Enteropneusta, Harrimaniidae. The record is from RefSeq and is a predicted model, not a curated record. Gene Ontology annotation, biological process: proteasome-mediated ubiquitin-dependent protein catabolic process.